AGAGUUUUCCUCCAAGGACAUUUGGAUUCGGCAUUUAGCUAGUGUACUUAAAAUGGGAGAUUUCAAAGGCCAUAAAAACUCCUCUCUUAAGCCAAAUUCUAUCCCUUUUAAGAUAUGUUUAUGCAAAUAUUGUGGCCGAAGAUUUCUAAAUGCACAAGCAUUAGGCGGCCAUCAAAAUGCUCAUAAGAAGGAGAGACAAGAAGCAAAAGAUUACAAACAAGAGAUGACGACUUCAAUGGUGAUGUCGAGUUUCGGGAUGCCCUUGAUGCUCAGCUCCUUUGUUCAGCCUCAUGGUUUUGCGCAGCACUUGAUCACAGGAGGCCAGCAACCCGGCUUUUCCAGUUCUAGCAGUAACAUCAGCAGCUUUCACCCUGUAAUCAACUUCUGGCCGGGGAGUUAUCGUCUCGAUGAGGGAACACUCAAUUCUCAUGUACCUGCUGCAAUGAUCACCAGCCAACUUCAGGGUGCUACUGAUGGUGCAGAGCAGCAGUUUGAGAGGGGAUGCGCGUCUGAUGAUCAUCAACGCGCAUUAGAGUUAAAGCUGCCUGACCUGAAUUUAGAUCCGCCUCUUUGAUACCAUAUAGACAAAGUAGUAUAAGGAAAUAAUUGUAUGUUAAUUAUGUACAUGUGUGUGUAAUUGUGCGUGACUUCAUUUGCUUAUAUAGUACUCUGUAAUG
This is a messenger RNA of Chenopodium quinoa (quinoa), 677 nucleotides long. RefSeq names its product zinc finger protein 6-like. The transcript has a single exon. The coding region runs from base 53 to 574 and encodes 173 amino acids. The record is from RefSeq and is a predicted model, not a curated record. NCBI's taxonomy places the organism in Eukaryota, Viridiplantae, Streptophyta, Magnoliopsida, Caryophyllales, Amaranthaceae.